Molecule: messenger RNA, 489 nt
Organism: Hyaloperonospora brassicae
Lineage: Eukaryota; Oomycota; Peronosporomycetes; Peronosporales; Peronosporaceae
Source: the annotation of a GenBank genome assembly
AUGAACGUCGCGGUGCCUGGCCAGCGCCUUGUUGCGGCCGCGGAGAAGCCGCUCACGGCCGGUCCGGGCGCCUACGCACGCGACGGCGCGAUCUUCGCGUCCAUAGGCGGCACGUGGAGCGUCUCGCAGGGGGACGUCGUCGCCGUCACGCGCGGCCGCGGGGCGACGGUGGCGUCCGCGCAGGUGCUCCGUCCAGGCGACGUCGUGAUUGGCCGCGUGCGGAAGCUCACGGCUCGGCAGGUGGUAGUGGACAUUUGGUGCGUGCGCGAGACGGUCUUCCGCGAGCCGUUCCCCGGCGUUCUCCGCCUCGAAGACGUGCGGACUCACGACGUGGACAAACUCGCGCUCGACGACGUGUUCGCGCCCGACGCGCUGGUGAAGGCCGUCGUGCUCUCGUUUGGCGACACGCGGUCCUACUUUCUCUCGACGGCGCAGUCGGGACUGGGCGUCGUGCGGCCGUUGCCGGCGGAGGUCACGCGGCAGCUUUGA